This is a messenger RNA of Prunus avium (sweet cherry), 1919 nucleotides long. RefSeq names its product protein kinase and PP2C-like domain-containing protein. Gene Ontology annotation, biological process: protein phosphorylation. Lineage: Eukaryota; Viridiplantae; Streptophyta; Magnoliopsida; Rosales; Rosaceae. The record is from RefSeq and is a predicted model, not a curated record. Gene Ontology annotation, molecular function: protein serine/threonine kinase activity; ATP binding.
UCCUUAAAAAAAACACACCCGUACACUCCUUUUUCGUAAUUUAAUUGCUGCUGCUUUCUUUCUUCUUCGCCACACCGACUCACAACGCCGGAGAGAGAGAGAGUGUGUGUGUGUUUUGGAGAGAUGGGGCUUGAAAUUGUGGAACCAAACGCGUGCAUUAGAGGUUGCUGCAGCAGCAAUUCCAUUCCUCUCCAUCUUCCACCUUCCUCUUACACUCUCCUCAAACCAAUUGCCCGAGGGGCUGAGAGUGUUGUAUAUGAAGCAAUUUUGGAUGGAAAGAAAGUUGCUGUGAAGAAACCCAUCUUGUCUACUUCUGAAGAUCUUGAUAAGUUCCACAAGGAGCUGCAAUUGCUAUGUAAGUUUGAUCAUCCGGGAAUAGCAAAACUGGUUGCCGCACAUGCAAAGCCACCCAAUUACAUGUAUUUCUUCGAAUUCUUUGAGCCUCCGAACUUAUCUGAGAAAUUACACAUGGAAGAAUGGAGUCCGAAUAUCAAUCAGGUGCUUGUGGUUGCUGUCCAAUUAGCAAAGGCUUUGCAAUAUCUGCAUCACCUCGGGAUUGUACAUAGGGAUGUGAAACCGGCAAAUAUUCUUCUGGACAAAUAUCUUUAUCCACACUUAGCAGACUUUGGUUUGGCUGAGUACAAGAAAGAUCUUAAAGGAGUUUCUAUUGGGAAUUGGAGGUCAUCUGGAAAACCUACUGGUGGUUUCCACAAAAAAAACAUGGUUGGCACUCUCAUUUACAUGGCACCUGAAAUACUAAACAAGGAAAUACAUACAGAAAAAUCAGAUGUCUACAGCUUUGGUAUAUCAAUUAAGAUGUACCAAAUGCAGGUGGAGCAGCUGCCGAAUUUUCAGCUCGAGCGUUCCAGGAUUCCAGGAUUCUUGCAAGCUUUAAGGUCAACUAGCAGUCCAAGUGGUGCAUUAUUUGAAGCAUUCAUUAAGACAGAUAUUGCAUUUAGAGCUGAGCUGGAUUUUUCUCGUAAAUCCAAAAGAGUUAUCCCGAAGGACUGGCAUCCCGGUUGCACUGCAGCAGCUGCUCUUAUUGUUGGAAACAAGCGUUUUGUGGCUAAUGCUGGUGAUUGCAGGACCAUAUUGUGUCGGGCUGGCCAUCCCUUUGUUCUAAGCAAGGAUCAUGUUGCAAGCUGUCUUGAGGAGAGGGAGCGGGUUAUUAGUGCUGGGGAACAAGUUAGAUGGCAAGUAGAUAAUUGGCGGGUGGGUCUUGCUGCUCUUCAGGUCACUCGUUCCAUAGGGGAUGAUGAUCUAAAGCCUGCUGUAACAGCAGAACCUGAGAUAACUGAAACUAUUCUUUCGGCAGAGGAUGAGUAUUUGGUAAUGGCAAGUGAUGGAUUGUGGGAUGUUGUGAGCAGUGCAGAGGUUGUGAGCAUAAUCAAGGACACUGUGAAAGAGCCUGGAAUGUGCUCCAAGAGAUUGGCGACAGAAGCAGCAGAGCGUGGCAGCAAAGACAACAUCACAGUCAUUGUUGUCUUCCUUCGUCCCGUCUCCACAGCUGAGAGAAUUUACUAGGUUGGUUGAUAGUUUCCUGCUUCUAAAUGCAAAAAGUCUGGUUAAAGAAUCAAAUGUCGGAAGAUAUGAUGAACCUGGAUAAUAAAAAUGGUAGUUGUAAGAUACUGACAAUGUAUAUGAAAUUUGCAUCCAAAUUAGUGAUGCUUCUUGCAUGUAAUAGUUUCAUAACAUUCCUUUGUACCAUGUAUUUAUUUCCGCCAAUUCAGACAUUCUGAAUGCGGUCCUUCUCCUUUUGCCCUUGGGGCUGAAAAGAAUAAGUGAGGGGAAGUCUGGAAACCAUUGUAGAUGAUAUCUGGUUAAAGGCCCUUGUCUUGCCUUAAGUAUAACUCCAGUUAAGGAAUAAGUUGUUGAAUAUCAUCAUUUCAAUGUUAAAUAUGUUGAACUGCAAUUUGGAA